Molecule: messenger RNA, 4594 nt
Organism: Pygocentrus nattereri (red-bellied piranha)
Lineage: Eukaryota; Metazoa; Chordata; Actinopteri; Characiformes; Serrasalmidae
Product: AF4/FMR2 family member 1-like
Exons: 20
Coding region: 161-3634 (1157 amino acids)
Biological process (GO): regulation of gene expression
Cellular component (GO): super elongation complex; nucleus
Source: RefSeq, a predicted model, not a curated record
CCGCUGAGUCCGGGUUCUAGCCGUUCUGCUACAACAAGUUGUGAAGUAUGGAGGAGCGAAUCGACUUUUCCGGCGUCUGUAAAUCAUAAAUCCGCCGCUCGGCUCUUCACCCGAAGCGAUGUGAAGGGAGGUCGGCUCGGUCGGGACCGCCUGGAGCUCCAUGGCAAACCGAGCAACUUCGAAUUCGGCUCCUAAUCCGCCCGGAACCAUGGCUGCUCAGCCGAGCUUGCGUGAAGAGCUGAACGUCCUGCGGAGGAGGGAGUGGGAGAGGAGGAACCAGGAGGCCCAGCAGGACCGGGAGCUCUACCAGGAGAACACGCCGCUCUUCGGGGAGCCCUACAAGACAAACAAAGGAGACGAACUGUCCAGAAUUGUCCAGAGGAUGCUGGGAAAUUACGAGGAUGGGAACAGCUCUCAGUAUAGCCAGUAUGAUGGGGUGACCAAGGACCGCCCCCCUGCAUCAUCGCACGGACAUUCAGGGUACCCCAUGCACAAGGACAAAACUGACCCCUCAUUCCAGAACUCCUCCGGUUACAGUACCGCCCAGUCGGGCCUUAACGGACACGGCUCAGCACAGCCCUCCAAGAAGUACCUGGUUCCAGACAGUCACGUCAAAGAGGCGCCUCUGGAGGCCCAACAGAGGAAAACGGACGCCCGGCUGGAUAUGAGUGACUACGCCACCUUUCCCCCCGUUCUUCCAGACCUUUCCCCGCCUGCCGAACCCCUGUCCCCUUUACAUUCCAGCGAGUCCAGCGACUCGGAACAGGACACGGACAACGAGAACCACCGAUCCCUUUCUCCCGAACACAACACUUCUGGCAGGAUGGAGCCGCCCCCUCACCCUGAGGCCCAGAAAGAGGUGCAGCAGCUGACCGGUGAUAUUCCUCCAUUGACUUCCCAAACCUUCCCACUCCCACUUUCCUCCAAGACCAACCUGGCCAACUCCAAGAAACCCAUGGCAUUGGUCAGACCCAUGGAUGGCCCAGACCAGGUGACCAGCGAGUCUCCGGACCUGAAACCAUCACUCGAGAAUUUCCAUGGGCAGUCUUACGAGGCCUUACCUGACCUGAAGAGCGGCGGCAAGCCAAGCCUUCCUCCGCUGAAGGUGCCGCCACAGUCGAUGGAGAUGCUGUCAAAUGAGGUUCAGUGUGUAGAGGAGAUUCUGAGGGAAAUGACCCACUCAUGGCCUCCUCUUCUAACAGCAAUUCACACGCCGAGCACCGCAGAGCCACCCAAGUUCUCCGUCCCCAACAAGGAAAUGACCCACUCAUGGCCUCCUCUUCUAACAGCAAUUCACACGCCGAGCACCGCAGAGCCACCCAAGUUCUCCAUCCCCAACAAGGAGCCCCACCUUCAUCCGGGAUACCAGCAGCCUCAGAAGCGUCAUGACUCUCUGCUCAAAUCCCCUCUGUCCCCCUGCAGGCCAGAACCCGUUGUGCCUGAAGACGGUGGCGCGGCCGUGGUGGCGCUCUCCAGUGGAGGGGAGUCCGGCAGCUCCAGCGAUUCGGAGAGCAGCUCGGGGUCCGAAUCUGACAGCGAGGGCAGCGAGAGCGCCGCAGAGGAGAACCCACCGGCCCCCCAGGAAACCACACCGUCAGCCAAGGCUGAAGGUCUCAAAGACAUCAACUGGCAGUUAAUCACGUGGAUCAAGGAGAGCCAGCAGAGCCUGAACCCUCAGAACCACAGCGAAGUCGCCCCAGACGCCAAAACCGCUCCGAGCACUAAGCCUCAACCCCGCGCCCCUCCACAGGAUGAGCCCAACCCCAAAAACAGGCGGCACUACGGCUCCCACAGCCCCCCUGCCCCGCCACAGCCCACCGAUACUGACGCAGAAGCAGAGUCUGCCAGCUUGAGCCAACACGCUAGCAAGCAUGCUAACCACAAGCCGGUUUCCAAGCCCUCGGAGGCGGGACACAGGAAGACUGUGGGGAACAAACAGCCAGGAAGGAGCAGCAAAGCCCCCCGGCCGGAGGAGGCCCAUGCCGGCCUGCGGGUCGAGAGCGUGGAGCUGACCCCGCGCGAUAAAGACGCAACGUUCACAGACAGACCGAAGGUCAAAACGAAAACCAGCCACAAAUCUGACGGCAAGAGGACCUCCAAGCACCGCUCAGACAAAAAGGAAGGGAAGAAUGCAGCUCCUAAAGCCACAGAGACGGAGGGAGGAAAGGAGGCUGAACCUGCCCCCCUUCCCAGCCCCGCUGCCUUACGCUCCACCGUUCCGCCCACAGUAAGCGCCAGCACCACGAGUGGUGUUCGAACCGAAACAGUCACGCCCACAAAGAGCUCGAAAAAGAGCCGCACUCGCUCGCCCACCAGAGACAGGAAGAAAGAGAGGGCGUCCAGGUCGGCCACUGACCGUCCGCAGAGCCUGGUGGUGAAGAUCGAGCUCAGCCAGCUUUCCAGAGUCCCGACGCCGGCCAAAGCAGCCAAGGCCAGUGAGGGUUCCUCAAAGAAAGCCGGCCAGGAAAAGAAGCGCGGUUCUGCUGCCAAAGCAGGCAAGAAGCGACCUGCCGAGAAGGCGGAGUGUUCUGUGCCAAAGAAGAAACCAAAGCUGGAGAAGGAGAGCCGGACGUCCUCAUCCUCUCAGCACGGCUCCAAAACAGAGGCCUCCAGGACCAUCACUGAGGACAAGGAGAAGAAGAGCAGUAAGAAGGUCCUUCUUCCUCCUCACUCGUGUCAGGAUCAGCUGAAGGUUUCAGGAAACAAGCGCCGCAGUGGGGAACCGGAGGAGAGCAGCUCCAGCAGUAAACAUAAGAAGAGGAGCUCCAGCAAGCAGGAGCACAGCAGGAGUGAGAAGAAGCCAUCAAAAAGCAAUGUAAGCUCCUCAGAGACCCCCACUUCCUGUACUGCCCCAGCAACACACAGACCACUGCUGACGUUUGAGGACAGGCAGUUCUCUGUGGAUCACCACAUGAAGGAAGCCAAAAAGCUGAAGCACAAAGCAGAUGCCACGCUGGAUAAAAUGGGAAAAGCCUUCAGCUACCUCGAUGCUGCCAUGUCCUUUGUGGAGAGCGGCAUUGCCAUGGAGACAGAUCCCCAUACGCCCAAGUCGGCGUACACCAUGUUCUCUGAAACUGUGGAUCUGAUCAGAUUCAUCCUGAAACUGAAGAACUACUUGGACCCGUCAGCUCCGGCGUCUGAACGCGACUUUCUUGUCCUCUGUAUGCGCUGCCAGGCUCUCCUGCAGAUGGCGAUGUUCCGCUGUAAGAGAGACUCUGCGCUGAAGUAUUCCCGCACAUUGACUGACCAUUUCAAGAAUUCGAAGAGUGUGCAGGCUCCCUCUCCCUGCAUCUCAAAAAGUACGGGCACACCUUCCCCCAUGUCCCCGAUGCCGUCUCCUGCAAGCUCGGUCAGUUCAGGCCCCGCCUCCAACCCAGGCAGCAGCAGCACUGUGGCCAUUCCACAGGUCAUCCAGCAGGUGGCAUCCUCCUACGUCAACAUCACUGCCCUUUUCCUCAGCGCUCACGACACGUGGGAGCAGGCUGAGGAGCUUGCACGGAAAGGCAGCGGUGUGCUGAGUGAGCUAGACGCCGCGCUGGGGCAGCUGAGUCUGACGUCUGGAAUGACCCCUCUGGUGCGCUACACCCGCCAGGGCCUCCACUGGCUCAAGCUGGAUGCUUCAAAUGCUCGCUGACCUCCGCUGGCCCAGGGGGGACCCAGCCCGUUAGGUCGGUGUGGCUUUAGGUUCUGUUGCGGCCGAUGAGGACGAGAGGGGCAGGACGUCCCGCACGUUGUUCCUUUUGCACUUUGUUCUGAAAGAAGCCGAGUCUGGGACCGGACGCUUCGCCAUUAAUUCUGCACAUGGAGAACGUGCCUAAUAAACUGACCAGACCGGAUCAGAUCUGCGCCACAGGCGCUGUUUGACCACUGUGUUUAGGGAAAGCCACGAGUGACCAAUGAGGACUGGACGGGACUUUUGUUUUGUUUUUGUUUUUUGUACUGCCUUUGAGUGAGUGAGACAGAGCAGCCUGGAACACGGAACAGUCUCCGUUCUCUUACUGCGGUGGAGAGAGGCUGUGAGUAUCAGCUCCACACUACAGACGCCCGUCUGCGCCCAAGCUUCCUCUCAAUCAUCAUGAUGAUGAUGAUGAUGAUGAUGAUGAUGAACUGAAAACAAACUCUGGACACACAUUGGGUCCUCUUGCCUGUGGUAGAAACCCUACAGCGAUCUCAAGAUUAUUUAUUUUUGCCUAUAUUAUUAUUAAUAUUGUUAUUAUUAAUGCAGUUUAUCAUCAGUAAUAUAUUGAUCAUGUUGAAUGAUUUAGGUUUUUCGCCCUCAGUCUGCUAUUAUGUUGACUAUGAGAACACCAGCAAAGUGUCGAGGCCUCCAAGACACGCUUUUAUUUUUUAUUUCUUAUUUUUUAAAGUUGAAUCCUCUUCCCCAUGAACUUCAGUCUUAUCACACUUCAGUAUUUUAAGUCUUCCCAGUUCAAAUUUAGACAUUUUUUGAUUGAAUAAGGGUGUUUUCAACAAAAUUUCUGCAUAAUCCAGAGUGUGAGGUGUAAUCAGAGGUUCAGAGGGUUUGGUGUGAAGUGGUUCAGACGUCUUUACUGCGGUGGUGAUGGGAACCAGGCGUCGCCAUGACGACAACACA